This is a messenger RNA of Amaranthus tricolor (Joseph's coat), 1125 nucleotides long. Its product is annotated as protein MAIN-LIKE 1-like. The record is from RefSeq and is a predicted model, not a curated record. The transcript is spliced from 3 exons. Gene Ontology annotation, biological process: meristem development; meristem maintenance. NCBI's taxonomy places the organism in Eukaryota, Viridiplantae, Streptophyta, Magnoliopsida, Caryophyllales, Amaranthaceae. The coding region runs from base 1 to 1125 and encodes 374 amino acids.
AUGCCGUGGGGGGAGAUGACCAUAAUGUUGCACGACGUGCAACGCAUCUUGGGAAUUGGCAUUGACGGUUCACUUCCCGUGCAACCGUCUGAUAAUGAAUGGCAGCUUGGCCUGGCCGGCCUUUUUGGUAUGCCAUUGUCGGAGCUGCGUGCGAAGGGGCACUUCACAAGCGGCAGCAUUAAUGUUGGUGCACUGUUGCAGCUAUGCCACCGUUCUCAGUCUAUGGAUACUCAACGUACCGCCUACUACAUGGCUAUAGUAGGUUCCACGUUGCUCGUGGAUAAGACUAGAGUCGGGAUGCGUCCUCACCCUGUUGUUACUGUUACCGCUGAUGAGGCUGAUAUUGCUUGGGGUGCAGUGACGCUUGCUCACAUGUAUCGCCAACUGGGUAUGGCGACAAGGACUGGGUGCAAGACUAUUGCUGGUUGCCUGACACUGUUGCAGACAUGGAUUUACGAGUACUUCCCAGCCUUCCGCCCCCAUCCGCGUCAAGCUGACAUGCCGAACAAGACAAGGGCAGAGAUGUGGUCCCCGCCGAAGCCAAUCCGCGAGCUGAGCAGACUGAUAGACUGUAGGAGCAUACUGGAUGCCAUGACAGAGGCACAGGUGGAGUGGACUCCGUACUUGACUUAUGAUAGGUCUUUAUUGAACGAGCACCCACGUACCUCGUAUAUCGGUGGUAUCACCUGUUUCGAUAUCGUGGAGGUCUAUUUGCCUGAGAGGACAGUGAGGCAGCUCGGUUUUGCACAGGAGAUUCCCCCGGCUCCGCUGAGACCUACCCAAGCUCUGCGACCAGCACAGGGCUCCUACUCAGUUACAUUCGCUUCUUCCUGUAUGUUUACGGAGAUGUGGAGUAGGUUCCCUUACUGUGCCCGCGUAGUGGAGCAGGCACAGCGUCGCGCAUCGGUUCCAUCAGAGGCUGCCCCGGAUUACGUGGACUGGUUUAGAGUGUCUUCCCACUGUUUUCUCAUCCCAGGUGAAGGACCUGCUGCUGCGUUUGGUGCUGCUGAUAACAGAGUCGAAUAUUUUGCUGCUGAAUUUCCAACUCGACUUGCACCAUUGCUCAGGAUGCCAGCUAUUGCUCAAAUGACGCCUCGGGAAAGAGAUGCUGCUGAUAUGUAUUAA